ACGGUUGGUAGAACUCGAACCGAUCGGUCGGUUGUUUAGUGUGUUUCGCGAUGAAGAAAUUGUGUGGUCUUACCUGUGGUGGCCUGCUGCUUUUGGCAUUCGUUGCAGCAGUACCGAGUAGUGUUCAAGCGCGUGGUAUUGUGUCCGGACGAGCUUUCGAUUCGUUCCGACUACCGAACAGUACAGUCCCUACACACUACACCCUACGGCUGGAUACUGAUGUGCAUCGAGGUGUUUUCGAGUAUACUGGAAAUGUUCAAAUCAGAAUAAACGUGGUAGAAUCGACCAAUCAAAUCGUGCUGCACAGUUUGCGCAAUGAAAUUUCGAAACUGCAGCUACGUAACAGUGCUGGCCUAAAUGUUGCGGUUAAGAAUCAUGAAUUCGAUGAGGAGAAGGAAUUCCUCGUAAUCAAUGUUGGCACAACGUUGCAAGCGAACAGUGGUACCUACACGCUCGAAAUAGACUUUACCAACAGUAUCGAUCGUACCGAUCAGGCAGGAUUUUACAGAUCGUCCUACGAAGACGAUGAAGGUGUUACGAGAUAUCUUGGAUUAACGCAGUUUGAAUCGGUCGACGCAAGAACUUCGUUCCCCUGCUACGAUGAACCAGGCAUAAAGACAACGUACGACAUUUUUAUCGUGUGUGGCAUUGAGUAUCAUGCCCGGUCCAAUGCACCACUUCGUGGAAUCCAACUGCUGGAAGGUGGCAAAAAGUUGUCCACCUUUGCCACCACGCCACGCAUGCAGACGUACCUGGUCGCGUGGUUAGUGUCCGAUUUUGUGUACGAGCGCGAAGUACUGACCCAACCACAGCUGGCCGUGGCAACAUGGGCUAAACCUUCGUCGGCCCAUCUGCUCACCUAUUCCGUUGAUGCGUCCACGCGCUUCAUGCGUGCUAUGGAGGAGUACUUUGGACAGCAGUACAGCAUGUCCAAGAUUGACAAUGUGGCGAUCAAGGAUAGUGACUACAGUGCUGGAGCCAUGGAGAAUUGGGGCUUGGUAACCUACAGGGAGUCGGCUAUCUUUUACGAACCAGAACAAGGCGAACAGCGACAGAUCGGUGUCGUAACGAUCGUUGGGCACGAAUUCACGCACCAAUUUUUCGGCAACCUGCUGGCACCGAAAUGGUGGAGCUACCUGUGGCUUAAUGAAGGUUUUGCACGGCUCUAUCAGUACUACUUGGGAGAUAUUAGCCACCCGGAACUGAACCUUCGUCUGCGCUUCGUAACGGGACCAUUACAGACUGCACUAAGGGCAGACGAAUCGCUUACUGUUCGCCCCAUGACAUACUACACGGAAACGCGCCGGGAUAUUUCACGGCUUUUUGAUUCGAUUGCAUACGACAAAUCGGCCUGUGUUCUCCGCAUGAUGAACUACGCACUGGGUGAACGAACGUUCCAAAAGGGACUGCGCUACUAUCUUGCACAAAAUAAAGAUCGUGGCGUGGUUGAGGAAUCGAAUCUAUUCGACAGUCUCGCACAGGCUGCCACGGAAGACGCAGUUCUGCCGAUUUCUCUUUCCUUGCACGAUAUUUUCGGUUCCUGGUCCAGACAACCCGGUGUCCCGCUGGUGAAAGUUCGUCGCGAUGGCGAUGAGUAUUUCUUCACACAGGAACGUUACGUGGCUAGCGAUCCACCAGAGGAACCGUUCACUAACUCUUGGUGGAUACCGAUUUCCUUCUCGACACCGAGCAACACAGAGUUUGAAAAGUUGCCAGCCUUCUGGAUGCCACCGAACGUGUCGGAGGUGUCGUACACGAUUGAAAAAGCCGAGGACGAAACGCUGACGUUUAAUCCCCAUUCCACCGGCUAUUACCGUAUCGAGUAUGAUGAAGCCAUGCUUAAGGAAUUCGUAGAUCAAAUGAACAAGGACCACACUGCCAUCGAAGCUUCCGCACGUGCCCGUCUGAUCGAUGACACACUCAACAUUGCACACUCCCGUGGAGGCAACUAUGAGGUAGUACUGCAGCUGCUGAAUUAUCUCCAAAAAGAAACAGACUAUGUGCCGUGGAUGGUAGCGUACGAAAACUUGCGUCAGAUGCAGACACUACUUCGUAACAAUGAAAAGGCAUCUGGUUUGCUCCAAACCUUUGUGCAAAAACUUGCAUCUCCAAUGUUGGAGAAAUAUGGUGUCGAUCAAGGAUUGAAAGAUUCCGCUUUUGUUCAGGAAUUACGAACGAUCGCGAUCGAGCUGGCUUGCAGUGGUAGUCAAUCGUGUAAAACGGUUGCACAGACUGCCGUUAAUUCUCUAGCACGUGGGUUAAAACGGCACUACAGUACAGCGGACGGUGCACUCCUAUGCAGUGGACUGCAGCAAGUCAAUGGUGACCAACGUAAAGCAUUCGUAGAACAAAUUUCGCACACACUGGCCGAUAAGAAUGUUAACGACAUUUUCGUCAAGCAGUACCUGGAGCAAUCUCUUAGCUGUACGGGAAUCGAUAUGAUGAAGCUGGAAUCGUAUGGCAAAUACCUGUUUGCACUUAGUGAAACAGAUCGCUCCAGAGCGCUACAUCGGUUGUUCGUUGAGUCAAAGGUACCAGUCACAGAUGUUGUGGAAUCCCUUCAAUCGGAACUCUCGCUACGUCGCAGCAACUCCGCUUAUCAUGCCAACAUCCCGAAGAUACUGUUGGAAGUCGCUCGCUACGUUACGGAACCUUCCGAGAUGCAAUUAUUAAACACUGCCACGGCUACUUACGCCUCCUGGAUUGGUCCUGAGAUUGAGGAACAACUUAAGGCUAAUCGUAAAUGGCUCGAUCGUAAUGUCGAACCACUGGUGGAUGCCCUUACACGCUUUCUGGACGUUUAAUCGUACCAGUUUAAUUUGAUCGAUCACGACACGAAAUGUGUUUUUAAUAUGUAAGACACAUAAACCAAUAAACUUACAACGAAAUGUUUACACUUUA
This is a messenger RNA of Anopheles funestus (African malaria mosquito), 2901 nucleotides long. Its product is annotated as aminopeptidase N-like. Lineage: Eukaryota; Metazoa; Arthropoda; Insecta; Diptera; Culicidae. The record is from RefSeq and is a predicted model, not a curated record. Gene Ontology annotation, molecular function: metalloaminopeptidase activity; peptide binding; zinc ion binding. The transcript has 5 exons. Gene Ontology annotation, cellular component: cytoplasm. Gene Ontology annotation, biological process: peptide catabolic process; proteolysis. Bases 51 to 2804 code for a protein of 917 amino acids.